Danio aesculapii is the source of this 4478-nucleotide messenger RNA. It is a transcript of the gene phox2a, whose product is annotated as paired like homeobox 2A. The record is from RefSeq and is a predicted model, not a curated record. The transcript is spliced from 3 exons. The coding region runs from base 127 to 975 and encodes 282 amino acids. Gene Ontology annotation, biological process: regulation of transcription by RNA polymerase II. Gene Ontology annotation, molecular function: DNA-binding transcription factor activity, RNA polymerase II-specific; RNA polymerase II transcription regulatory region sequence-specific DNA binding. Lineage: Eukaryota; Metazoa; Chordata; Actinopteri; Cypriniformes; Danionidae.
AGAGACCACCGCCUCGCCAUUGUCUCCCGGACACCAACUUUAUUAUAAACACACACCGCGAGCCGCCCGGCGCUCAGAGCACCGGACACCGGGACCUGACACUCGCACAGCCGCCCGUCCGUCCACAUGUACAAAAUGGAUUACUCGUAUCUGAACACGUAUGACUCGUGCAUGGCGGCGAUGGAGGCGAGCGCGUACGCGGACUUUAACUCCUGCAGCCAGAGCAACGGCUUCCAGUACAACCCGAUCCGCUCCGGCUUCAGCUCCGGCCCGGCCUGCGCUCCGCUCGCCACCGCCAGCUGCACUCUGGGCGCGCUCAGGGAACACCAGCCUGCGCCCUACUCCACAGUGCCGUAUAAGUUCUUCUCGGAUGCGUCGGGCCUGAAUGAGAAGCGAAAGCAGCGUCGGAUCCGCACCACAUUCACCAGUUCCCAGCUGAAGGAGCUGGAGCGAGUGUUUGCUGAAACACACUAUCCUGACAUCUACACACGCGAGGAGCUGGCGCUCAAGAUCGACCUGACGGAGGCACGCGUACAGGUCUGGUUCCAGAACCGAAGGGCCAAAUUCCGCAAGCAGGAGCGAGCGGCGAACUCUAAAGCGUCGAGCACUUCUGGCGGGAAGAAACCCAGCGAUGUGCGCUCUUCAUCUGAAGACGACGAGUCCAAAGAGUCGACCUGCAGCCCGACGCCUGACAGCACUGCCAACAUGAGCAGCCCCGGGGCCCGCAGCAGCCUGAGCCCCAGCCCCGCCCCUGGCCCCGCCUCCACCUUCAGCCCUGCCUCCAUCUCCCCCGCCCUGAAGAGCUCACCCUGGCCCAGCCUGGGCUCCGGGACCCCGGGGCCCGUGCACACACACACGCACACGCAGGAGCUGCUGAAGGCCUGGCAGCCGGCGGACAGUAUGAGCGGACCCUUCGCCGGGGUCCUGUCCACCUUCCACAGGAAAAACAACACCAUCAAGAGCAACCUCUUCUAGAGCCCCGCUGACUCUGGACUCGCUCACAGUCAAGACUCGUGCACACCGCUUCUAUUAUCGCUCGCGUUUAUCGUCAGCGUUUAUCGUCUGUGAUUUUUCACUCGUUUAUCGUCUUAGUUUGUCGCUCACAUUUAUCGUCAGCAUUUGUUGCUCACGUUUAUCGGCUGAGUUUGUCGUUCGCGUUUAUCAUCAGCGUUUGUCGUUAUCGUUUAUCAUCAGCAUUUGUUGCUUGCAUGUAUCGUCAACAUUUGUCACUCACAAUUAUCGUCUGAGUUUGCUGCUCACUUUUAUCAUCAGCAUUUGUCGCUCUCGUUUAUCGUCAACAUUUGUCGCUUAUGUUUAUCGUCUGAGUUUAUCGUUUGCAUUUAUCAUCAGCGUUUUCUGCGCUCGUUUAUCGUCAACAUUUGUCGCUCACGUUUAUCAUCUGCAUUUGUCGCUCACGUUUAUCGGCUGAGUUUGUCGUUCGCGUUUAUCAUCAGCGUUUGUCGCUCUAAUUUAUCGUCAACAUUUGUCGCUCAUGUUUAUCGUCUGAGUUUGUGGUUCACGUUUAUCAUCAGCGUUUGCUGCUAACGUUUAUUAUCAAGGUAUUGUCGCUCUCGUUUAUCGUCAACAUUUGUCGCUCAUGUUUAUCGUCUGAGUUUGUCAUUCGCGUUUAUCAUCAGCGUUUGUCGUUAUAGUUUAUCGUCAGCAUUUGUUGCUUGCAUGUAUCGUCAACAUUUGUCACUCACAAUUAUCGGCUGAGUUUGCUGCUCACUUUUAUCAUCAGCAUUUGUCGCUCUCGUUUAUUGUCAACAUUUGUCGCUCAUGUUUAUCGUCUGAGUUUAUCGUUCGCGUUUAUCAUUAGUGUUUGCAGCUAACGUAUAUCAUCAGCAUUUGUCGCUCUCGUUUAUCGUCAACAUUUGUCGCUCAUGUUUAUCGUCUGAGUUUGUCGUUCGCGUUUAUCAUUAGUGUUUGCAGCUAACGUAUAUCAUCAGCAUUUGUCGCUCUCGUUUAUCGUCAACAUUUGUCACUCACGUUUAUCGUCUGAGUUUGUCGUUCGCGUUUAUCAUUAGCAUUUGCAGCUAACGUUUAUCAUCAGCAUUUGUCGCUCUCAUUUAUUGUCAACAUUUGUCGCUUAUGUUUAUCGUCUGAGUUUAUCGUUUGCAUUUAUCAUUAGCGUUUGCUGCUAACGUUUAUCAUCAGCAUUUGUCGCUCUCAUUUAUUGUCAACAUUUGUCGCUUAUGUUUAUCGUCUGAGUUUAUCGUUUGCAUUUAUAAUUAGCGUUUGCAGCUAACGUUUAUCAUCAGCAUUUGUCGCUCUCGUUUAUCGUCAACAUUUGUCGCUCAUGUUUAUCGUCUGAGUUUGUCGUUCGCGUUUAUCAUCAGCGUUUGCAGCUAACGUUUAUCAUCAGCAUUUGUCACUCUCGUUUAUCGUCAACAUUUGUCGCUCGCAUUUAUCAUCUGAGUUUGUGGUUCGCGUUUAAAGUCUGAGUUUGCCACUCGCAUUUAUCGUCUGAGUUUGCCAGUUGCGUUUAUCAUGAGUAUGUCACUCCUGUUUAUUGUCAGCAUUUUCACUCGCAUUUAUCUCCUGAGUUUUUCUUGCAUUUAUAUUUUACUUGCGUUUAUCGUCAGCAUUUCCCCUGCAUUUAUCGUUAGCGUUUUAACUUGCGUUUGUCAUCAGCGUUUUUCACUUGCCUUUAUUGUCAGGGUUUUCCCUUUUUCUCUCGCAUUAACUCGCAUUUAGUUGGUCACUCACGUUUAUAGGCACCGCUUGUUGCUUGCGUUUAUUGUCUGAAUCUUUCACUCACGUUUAUUGUCAGCAUUUGUCACUCGCGUCUAUCUUCAGCCGUCAGUGAUUUUUCACUGGUGAGUGAACAUGCAAAAUCACUUCCUCACUCUAGAUGGUGCUUGAUAAAAAAAUACUUAAUGAGAAAUACCAAUGCAAUCUCGCAGCAAUUCGUAACUUUAAUCUUCAAUAAUAUAUGCUUUAAUAUGAUGAUAUGUAAAUAUAUAUUAAUUAAUACACACAAACACCUGAGCUGCAUCUGAAAUCGAAUACUAAUCGAGUAUAUACGAAUUCAGAUGUACUACUUUAUUUGAGUUUGACUUCAUAACCGUCGUAUGUUCUAUAUAGUAUGAAAAUUAAUAGUAAGAGUGGGAUUCGGAUGUACUACAUACGUCAUUUGUCGUUAUGACCUACCCAUGUCAGUUGCGUUGCUUCACUCCUCGAAUGCGCUCUUCAGAAUCUCGCAGGAAAUUGUAGGUUAUUCGAGUACUUCUCGCCUACUGUUUUUUUUUCGAAUACUAUGAAUUCAUAUACUAUAUAUAUUUUCGCAUAAUAUGUAGUAGGGAAGAAUAUGAUUUCAGAUGCAGCCCUGGUCAAAUGUUUGCAGAAAAAAGUUGCAAGCCAUGGAAGAUAGUUAAACAAAGCUCAGAACAAAUUUCUGUGUGGUCGGCUAGAGCUUUUCGUGCUCGAACGCCACCAUGUGGUGAUUCAGUGUAACUUCACCAAUGAACAAAAGCUGCAAUCUCUUUGGUCGGACAGUUUUUAAGUGUCUUUUUUAAUAAAUGACAAAUUUUAUGUCCAGUGUUUUGUGCAUUUGGUGUGCACGCUCACAUUAGCACUCUUUGUUUAGUCGCGAGGUGUUAAACGUCAACGAUAAUCGCACAAUAAUAAUUACGGUGUGCACGAGUUUUAAGAGUUCACUCAAGGACAUCUGUUAAUGCAUUAUUGUUAUUAUAAUUACACCUCUUCUGGCAGACAUUCAGUUAGAAGCAGGUUUACUGUAGAUAUACUGCCACCCAAAGGCAGAGUGCAGUAACUACACUUUGUGUCUUAAAGGGACAGUUCACCCAAAAAUGUGAACCAUUGAUUACCAUUGCAGGAAAAUUAACGUCUACAUUUGGUAGAUGUGAAUAAAAUUAAAGUUUCUGAACAACAUGAUUUAAGGCAGAAACAAACAAACAGGAUGCUCAGAUUCAUCUUAAUGGUGCAUUAACUGAUGAUCCCAGAUCAGCUCUUACUGUACGCUGAUGUGCUUUACUUACUGUCCUGUCGGCACUUCUGUUCAGUGUGUGUGUGUGUGUGUGCUUGAGAGAUGUUUGUGUGUUUGCAUGAAUGUGUAAGAGAGAAAUUGUGUGUUUGAGUGAUUGUGUGUGUUUGUUAGUGUGAGUUUGAGUGUGUGAUGCUUGUUUCUGUGUGUAUUUGUGUCUAUAAGAGAGAGAGCGAGAGUGUGUGUUUGUGUUUAUUUGUGUUACGUGUGUGUGUGUGACCCCAGAAAUAAGCAUAGUUAAGCCACAUGUAGUUAAUUUAUUAAAGAAAAAAAAAAAGAAAAAACGAAACAAAAACUGUUGGGAUGGUCAGAUGAUUUUUUAAGCUAGGCUUUUAUUGAGAAAUAUUUUGUAAAUAUUAAUAUAAAUAUGAUGUAGGUUUUUUUUUAUGUUUUCUGGCUCCAGUGCACGCCAUUGUGUGUUUCCUGAAUGAUCUGCUGUAUAUAAUAACCAUUAAAGUCACUGAAUAAAGAC